Molecule: messenger RNA, 1239 nt
Organism: Carya illinoinensis
Lineage: Eukaryota; Viridiplantae; Streptophyta; Magnoliopsida; Fagales; Juglandaceae
Product: PHD finger protein ALFIN-LIKE 7
Exons: 5
Coding region: 240-998 (252 amino acids)
Biological process (GO): regulation of DNA-templated transcription
Cellular component (GO): nucleus
Molecular function (GO): transcription coregulator activity; transcription cis-regulatory region binding; histone binding
Source: RefSeq, a predicted model, not a curated record
UGUUUUGUUAUUUCCAGAGCCCAAAUAUUGUUACCCAGUCUUGGACUCUUUCUGCGCCUUUUUACCAAAUCGGAAUACGUAGACCAGAAGAGCGAAAGAAACCCUAAACGAAGGACCAUUGAAAACCCCUUUUUUUUUUUCUUUUUUUUUUUUAAUUUUUUUAAAAUUUGCAGUUUGUAUAGAGUAUAGCUGCAUUUGUAUUAUUUUGGGAAAAUUUAACCUUCAGGCAGAUAUAGUUAAUGGAGGGAAUACCGCAUCCGAUACCGAGAACAGUGGAGGAGGUCUUUCAAGACUUCAAGGGCAGACGUGCCGGUUUAAUCAAGGCCCUGACCACCGAUGUUGAGAAGUUUUACCAGCAGUGUGAUCCGGAGAAGGAGAACUUGUGUCUGUAUGGACUUCCAAAUGAAUCAUGGGAAGUUAAUCUGCCCGUUGAGGAAGUGCCUCCCGAGCUUCCUGAGCCAGCAUUAGGUAUAAACUUUGCUAGGGAUGGAAUGCAAGAGAAGGACUGGUUAUCACUGGUUGCAGUUCACAGCGACUCAUGGUUGCUUGCUGUUGCAUUCUAUUUUGGUGCACGCUUUGGGUUUGGUAAGAACGAAAGGAAGAGGCUUUUUCAAAUGAUAAAUGAUCUGCCUACUAUAUUCGAAGUUGUGACAGGCAAUGUGAAGCUACCAAAGGACCAAUCUGCUACUCACAACAGUAGCAAAAGCAAAUCAAGUGGAAAGCCGCAGUCCCGGCAGUCUGAGCUCCAGGCCAAGGGAGUGAAGAUGUCCCCUCCACCCAAAGAAGAGGAUGAGAGUGGGGAAGAAGAAGAGGAUGAUGAACAGGGUGCAACUUGCGGGGCCUGUGGGGAUAACUAUGGUACUGAUGAGUUCUGGAUUUGCUGUGAUGUGUGCGAGAGAUGGUUCCAUGGCAAAUGUGUAAAAAUUACACCUGCAAAGGCUGAGCAUAUCAAGCAGUACAAGUGCCCGAGUUGCAGUAACAAGAGGGCUAGAGUUUAAAUUUAGGUCCUGAAUUUGGAGACUAAUACCCAUGAAACAAAGCUGUGAAGGUUUAGACCUUCCAUUACAAUUUGCAGGAAGACACAGUCAAUGUCUUUUAGUUGAUGAAUUUGGAUGCCAGAUGGAUUUCGGAUUUCAAGUUUUGGUACUUUUGGUACCUGUUGUGUCACAUUUUAUUGGAUGUGUUUUUAAAUAGUUAGUGGCGACCAGUAAUAUUAUGUCUGCAGUUUUCUGGUUUAAA